CAGUUGCUCUAGUUUGGUAAGUAUUUGGAUUGGGUGUUCCGGGGCAAUUAAAUAAACGAGUUUUUCCUGGAUGGAGUCAACCUUUUGUUCUUGUAUGCCUCAAAUCUCAAAUCACUAGAAUGUCAUCAUUCAUCAACCUUCACAAAUUUGCUGACUUGGGUUCUGGCAACUUUCUAAAAUAAUCACUUUUAUUACUCCAAUCCCCAAAACAAAAGUUAAUAACUGCCCAUCAUCUUACAAUUUUCAAUUUCAUCUAUGAUCCCAUGUUUCUGAUUGCCUGACAUAUGUUCGAUCACAAUCAGUUAGACUUUUAUUGAUUCGAUUUUCAUUUCUAUACGGAAAAACAAAAUCAAAUUUAAAAGUAUUUUAGUUUCUUUCUAAAUAUUGGGUUUGCUUCUAGUUUCCAAAGAUUGAAUUUUGAAGUAUGUUGAUUGAAUUGGUGGAUUGGGAAUCGGGAUUUCCUUUUGAGUAGCUAGGGUUUAUCUGGUACUUUAUUAGGUUUUGAUUUUGCAAUCUAGAGAUGGGAGUGAAUGUGGUUUUUACUAUAGUUGUGAUGUUAUUGGUUUAUGCUGAUGAUUCAAAUGCUGCUUUCUUGGGGAAUUUCAGGAAAUUAGCUGCCUCUCCACCAAAGGAGCAUGAUAGCCCACCAGAUGUUUCACCUUCAAGUCCUAGUUUACCUAAGAAGAAAUCAAGUCCAAUUGGUAAAGAGAAUGAGAAUAAGCCUACACCGGCUUCCACUGGGGAGGAUGGCUCUAAGGAUAAGCAGGCGAUAAACAGUAAGAAUCUGACACCUCCCCCAGUUGAAGAACAUGAUAAUACUCAAACGGAUGAUUUGACGAAGAAAGGAAAAGAGAGUGAGGAAAAGGAGGAAGAGAAAGAGAAAAAGAAUGAGAAAACCGAAGAGAAACAAGAGCAGAAGGAGGAAGAGAACGAGAAAGCUGAAGAGAAAGAGGAACAGAAGGAGGAGCAGAAAGAGAACCAGAAAGAGAAAGACGCAAGCAAAACCAGUGACACUGUUGGAGGUGAAAGCUGUGAUAAAAUGCAGAUAAGAUGCCAAGACUUGAAGUCGAUGACUGCCUGCAUCGAGAGUUUUGGUCAAGAUUCAAAGGCAUUGGUCCUUCUUAUCCAAAACAAAGGAGAUAGUGACCUGAAAGCCGAUAUAACACUAUCGCCCUCUGCAAGUAGGCCAAAUGGGGUAAACGUUCCAAAGCGUCAGAGUACACGGGUGAAUAUGCCACUUGCUGGUGGUGGAAUCAAUGAGAUUAGUCUUAGCUCUGGUAAUGGGCAAUGUGUGCUUCAUAUAAGUGCUCCUGCAUCACAAUGGGACUUUUUUCGACAUGUACCAUCAUAUUCUAAGUUCAUGACUCCCAUUUACGGUGCAUACAUGAUUUUGGUGAUAACAUUUAUAGCCGGAGGGGUAUGGGCUUGCUGCUGGUUUAAGAAGAAGAAAGGACAACACGACAUCCCGUACCAGGAACUAGAAAUGAGUAUGCCUGAAUCAGCUGCUGCUGCAGCUGCUACUGAAUCAGCGGAAGGUUGGAACGAUGUUUGGGAUGACGACUGGGAUGAAGAGAAGGCUGUCAAAUCACCUGGAGGGCAUAGCAUUUCAGCAAAUGGUCUGACGUCACGGAACCCAAAAAAAGAUGACUGGGAAGAUUGGGAUGAUUAGAAAUUUGAUACGCUCGAGGUCGGAAACUUGGAACGUCGAAUUGGAGUAUGCAUAUUGAAAACUACAGAAAAAGAUGUGGUAGUACAAAUCCCUAUUUAUAGUACCAUGUGUUUACAUAUAGUUUGGAUUUUUAAUAGAAUUAUAGUGAAAACUGUUUAUGGUUUUUGAGAAUUUUGACCCCUUGUAUAUGCCAUUGUUGAUUAUCAAAGUUUUGACUGAUUUUUAUACCAGUUUCUUUGGCUUGAAAGAAAAUGAACAAUUUUUAUGUGGA
Amaranthus tricolor (Joseph's coat) is the source of this 1940-nucleotide messenger RNA. RefSeq lists its product as uncharacterized. Lineage: Eukaryota; Viridiplantae; Streptophyta; Magnoliopsida; Caryophyllales; Amaranthaceae. Bases 521 to 1669 code for a protein of 382 amino acids. The record is from RefSeq and is a predicted model, not a curated record. The transcript has 4 exons.